Messenger RNA from Megalobrama amblycephala (Wuchang bream), 16605 nucleotides. It is a transcript of the gene sspo, whose product is annotated as SCO-spondin. The record is from RefSeq and is a predicted model, not a curated record. NCBI's taxonomy places the organism in Eukaryota, Metazoa, Chordata, Actinopteri, Cypriniformes, Xenocyprididae. Gene Ontology annotation, molecular function: protein binding. Gene Ontology annotation, cellular component: extracellular matrix.
AUGAAGGUUCUCCUUGUGUCUCUACUGGGGCUUAAUCUGGUUGUGGUCAUGGGCUUUUCUUCGAACCUUGACUCCAGACUCUGGUGUGAACACACGGUGGAGGAGAGGGUGGAGAGGAUGGUCUCCCCCCGCAUGCAGCGAGAGGUGGAAUGUUCCGCGGUGUAUCAGUACAACACACAGGGCUGGAGGCUGGACGUGGAUCGAAUGCGGCACGAACACGGAGGGGACGACGGCAUCGCACUUUAUUACAAGGGACAGGGGCCUAAAGCGUCCUGUUACAUAUUCAAACCACCAGACAUUGAGACCGAAACCGUGAACCGGACGGUCAGACAAUGCUGUGAAGGCUGGGGCGGCCCUCACUGCUCAGAGGGGGUGGGUGCCAGGGGUCAGUGUUUCUCCACCUGGACGUGUGAAGAGUUUCCCGGGGUUCAUAACUCGUCCCUCAUGGCGCUGGAGCAGUGCUGCAGUAACCUGUGGGGAUUGAGCUGGAGAAACGCGUCCGAUCAGACGUGUCUGUCAUGCACCUACACGCUCCUGCCAGACGUCAGGUCUUCUCCUGUCAUUCGCGGCGUCCGUGACCCGCAGGCGUCCGGCACAUGUAUGAGCUGGGGCGGGACGCACUACCGCACCUUUGACCGGAAGCACUUCCACUUCCAGGGCAGCUGCACGUACCUGCUGGCUUCAUCCACUGACGGGACGUGGGCCGUGUAUACGAGUUCAGUGUGUGACACUGCGGGACACUGUCGCAAGGGUCUGCGGAUGAUGUUGGGUCUUGGUUUGGUUUCCAUUCACAAAGGCAACAUGACUGUUAACGGUUUAGCACUGCCGCAGGGUGAACCUCUCUUCCAAAACGGAGUCAGCGUUCACUGGCUGGGCGAUUUUGUGUUCGUGGAGAGCGGUUUGGGUGUUAGACUGAAGUUCGACAUGGAGAACACCGUCUACCUGACGGUUACCGCCGAACACCUCGCUGCCACUAGGGGGCUUUGCGGAGUUUAUAACAACAACCCAGAUGAUGACUUCACUACCAGCGGUGGAAGUGUGUCUCAGUACGCCGCCAGCUUUGGAAACUCAUGGCGUGUACAAGAUCAACAAGCCCAGGUGUGCAGUGAUGCAGCAGAGCUGGGCCACAGCUGCGAUCUCUCCAGUGACGUCUCUCUACGGCGGGACGCAGAAGCAGCAUGUCAUCGUCUUAAAGAAAGCCCCUUCUCACACUGCCAUCACCAGGUGGAUCCCGGCCCGUAUAUAGACACGUGUCUGUAUCUGUACUGCAGUCUGGAUGUGAGCGAGAGAGAUACGGCGGUGUGCGACACGUUAGCCAGCUACGUGCGCGAGUGUGCGACGCAACACGUCAUCAUCCGCUGGAGGACCGCUGGCUUCUGUGAGCGUGUUUGUCCGAGCGGUCAGGUGUUCUCCGACUGCAUGUCGUCCUGCCCGCCCAGCUGCUCAUCUCCCGGUCCUCCUGCGUCGGGUCAGUGUCGGGACGAGUGCGUGGGGGGGUGCGAGUGUCCUCCGGGUCUGUUCCUGCACGCCGGUCAGUGUCUGCGACGGGACGACUGUCCCUGCUUCCACAGACGCCGCACCUACAGCGCAGGAGACACCAUCAGACAGAGGUGUAACACAUGCGUGUGUCGAGCCGGUCAGUGGGAAUGUUCCGGAGAGAGAUGUGAGGCUCAGUGCGCUGUGAUCGGAGCGAUGCAUGUCACCACCUUCGACCAGAAGAGAUACGGCCUGCAGGGCGGCGACUGUCAGUUCACAGCCGUAGAGGAUUUUGUGGAUCAGAAGCUCAGCGUCAGGAUCAGUGGAGGACAGUGUGCAGGAGGAGCUGCUGGAUGUCUGAGAGAGCUGACGGUCACUGCGCUGCACACUACAGUCUCCAUCACUGACUCAGGUUCAGUGAUGGUGAACGGUCAGCGGGAGCUGCUGCCGGUGAUCACAGGAGACCUGAUGGUCAGAAAGCCUUCCUCUAGUGUUCUGCUGAUCCAGACGUUUGGAGCUCAGUUGAUGUGGCACCUGGACGGACCUCUGCUCCUCAUCACCCUACAGCCAGGGUUUGCCCAUAAGGUUCGAGGGUUGUGUGGCACUCUGACCUGGAGUCAGCAUGAUGAUUUCACCACACCCGAAGGUGACGUCGAGAACAGCGUUUCUUCUUUUGCCGCCAAAUUCCGAACGGGCUCAUGCCCUCUGCCCUCAGCGAUGACCUCUGACCCCUGCGGGACGUACACCCAGUGGAGACAAUAUGCAGAGAGUGUGUGCUCUGUGAUUCACAGCUCAGUGUUUCAGGUGUGUCAUGACGUGGUGGACAGAGAGCCGUACAUGCGUCUGUGUCUCAGUGAAGUGUGCAGCUGCGGCCCACAGAAGUCAUGCCAGUGCACCGUCCUCGCCGCAUACGCCCGUCAGUGUGCCCAAGAGGGGACGCUGGUCAGCUGGAGAAAUCGCACAUUCUGCUCGGUGCAGUGCUCCGGAGGGCAGGUGUAUCAGGAGUGCGGGCGUCCGUGCGGAGCGUCCUGUGCUGAUCUGUGGCACGGCUGGAGCUGUGAGGGGGUCGAGGGCGGCGGGAACUGUGUGCCGGGGUGUCAGUGUCCAGACGGACUGGCACAGGACGGUCAGGGUCAGUGUGUGCCCGUCCACAUGUGCCCCUGCACACACGGAGACCAGCUCCAUCCCGCGGGAAGCACCCGACAGAAGAACUGCAACAGCUGUGUUUGUGCACGUGGCGUGUGGAACUGCACAGAUCUCUCGUGUCCUGAGGUCAAUCAGUGUCCGGGGUCUCUGAUCUUCUCUCCUCGCUCGUGUCUGAGGACCUGCUCCAGUCCAAACUCUCCUCUGGACUCCUGUACCGAACCCAUCCACGGCUGCAUCUGUCCGGACGGCACUGUGCUGCUGGGUGAUCAGUGCGUAAAGCCGGACGAGUGUCCGUGUCAUCACAACGGCAGACUUUAUUUCACCAAUGACACCAUUUCUAAAGACUGCAACACAUGUGUUUGUCGCGAGCAGCGCUGGCACUGCGGUCAGGCGUUGUGCUCGGGAACCUGCGUGGCCACUGGUGACCCUCACUACAUCACGUUUGACGGCCGUUAUUUCUCCUUCUUGGGUGACUGUGAGUACGUUCUGGCGCAGGAGACCAGCGGGCUGUUCAGUGUCAGCGCGGAGAACGUUCCCUGCGGGAGUACCGGAGUGACCUGCACUAAAUCCGUCACUCUGACCGUCGGGAACACGGCCAUACAUCUGCUGAGAGGUAAAGCCGUGACGGUCAACGGGAUUCCUGUGACUCUUCCGAAGUCGUAUUCGGGCAGCGGGCUGAUUCUGGAGCGGGUCGGGUUAUUUGUGUCCCUCUCCUCUCGGCUCGGAGUCACUCUGCUCUGGGAUGGAGGUAUGCGUGUUUAUGUUCGGCUGACUCCUCAUUUGCGCGGCCGAGUCGGAGGAUUGUGUGGGAAUUUUGAUGGAGACGCAGAGAACGACUUCACUACCAGACAAGGCAUCAUGGAGUCCACUCCGGAACUGUUCGGAAACUCCUGGAAAAUCAGCCCUUCCUGUCCUGAUGUCGCAGACCAAGAUCUUCGUGACCCCUGUGUUAUCAACCCUCACCGGGUGACGUGGGCCAAGAAGAAGUGUGCGGUGAUCAGUCAGGAUAUCUUCAGCUCGUGUCAUUCAGAAGUGCCGUAUCAGCAGUACUACGACUGGUGUGUCUUUGACGCCUGCGGGUGUGACUCUGGCGGCGACUGUGAGUGUUUGUGUACGGCUGUAGCUGCGUAUGCAGAGGAGUGUAACCGCAGAGGAGCGUAUGUGCGCUGGAGGUCACAGGAGCUCUGCCCGCUGCAGUGUGAGAAUGGGUUAGUUUAUGAGGCCUGCGGUCCUGCCUGUUCUCCAGCGUGUCCCAGCACUCCUUCCCUCUCUGAUUCUCUGUGCAGCGCCCUCUCCUGUGUGGAGGGAUGUUUCUGUCCCCACGGCACCGUUCAGCACGGUGACGUCUGUAUUCCUCCGUCUCAGUGUCCGUGUGAGUGGGACGGAUCUUUAUUUCCGGCAGGAUCAACGGUCACUCAACACUGUCAGAACUGCUCUUGCUCUGACGGUAUGUGGCGUUGUGUUGGAUCUCCAUGUCCUCCUCCGUCUCCCUGCGAGGACUCAGAGUUUCGCUGCUCCGCCGGAUCUCAGCGCUGUAUUCCCUCUGUCUGGCUCUGUGAUAAUGAAGAUGACUGCGGCGACGGUUCUGAUGAGGUCUGUCCUUCCACCUGUCCGCCGGGUCAGUUCCGCUGCUCCGGUGGCGCCUGUUUACCGCUGGAGCUCAGGUGUAACGGCCAUCCGGACUGCGCUGACCAAUCAGAUGAGGACUUCUGUGCGCCGACCACACCAGAAGCCGGCUGUCCGGCUGGAGAGUUCAGGUGUGCUAACGGACGCUGUCUGCCGGCACGGAAAGUCUGUGAUGGGAGGCUGGAUUGUGGAUUUGCUGAUGAUUCUGAUGAGCACGACUGUGGUGCCGUGUGCAGACAGGACGAGUUCCGCUGUUCGUCGGGCCGCUGCGUGCUGUACCUGCACCGCUGUGAUGGUCACGAUGACUGCGGAGACUACAGCGACGAGAGAGAGUGUGUGUGUGCGCUCGGAGAGCUCCAGUGUCCUGGAGAUCAGUGUGUGCCCGCAGAGAGAGUGUGUGACGGUCACAGGGACUGUCCGUCCGGCGUCGACGAGCUCAUCUGUCCUGUCAAAGGAUGCAGUCGGUUUGAGUUCAGCUGUACGAGCGGUCAGUGUGUGCCGAUAGCGUGGCACUGUGAUGGCGAGACAGACUGCCUGGACGGGAGCGAUGAGAAGCGGUGUUCCCGUACAUGUCAGCCGGACCAGUUUCUCUGCCAGACCGGAGACCAGUGCAUCCAACACCAGCAGCUGUGUGACGGGACUCCCCACUGCAGAGACGCUUCAGACGAGAGCGUGGACAACUGCGGUUCCACACAGAUUCCUCCCUGUCCGGACAGUUUUUCAUGUGAUAAUCGCACAUGUGUGAAUAUUUCUCGUGUGUGUAACGGGAUUCCUGACUGCCCUAAAGGAGAGGACGAGAUACUCUGUGAUAAAGUCAAUCCCUCCACAGCCCCUCCUAGUGAGGGAAACACCAGUCGCGUCUGUCCCGAGUUCACCUGUGCUGAUGGAUCCUGUGUUCCCUUCAACACGUUAUGUAAUGGUGCUGCAGACUGUCCGUCGGACCGCUCCGAUGAGACGGGCUGUGGUGUCUGGAGCCCCUGGAGCCCUUGGAGCCCCUGCAGCCGAAGCUGUGGAUCCGGAACCAUGAGCCGACAGAGACGCUGCAGCCCAGAAGAUUCAGACGGACGCUGCAGAGGAGAAAAAACACAACGACAGCAGUGUUACUCCACCGCCUGUCCGGUUGAUGGCUACUGGCUGCCAUGGGCAACAUGGUCGAACUGCAGUAAAGGUUGUGGCGGUGUAGAGAUUCGUCAGAGAGAGUGUUUCCCACCACAGAACGGAGGCAGAACCUGUGCAGAAUUACCUGGAGAAACUAACCUCACUACUGACAUCAAGCCGUGUCCUCAGGACGGCUGUGCUAACGUCUCGUGUCCUGUGGGUCUCGUCAGACACAGCUGUGCGCCGUGCCCUUUGACCUGCGCUCACAUAUCCGAGGCAACAACAUGUGACCUCAACUCAGAGUGUUUCAGCGGCUGCUGGUGUCCUGAUGGGACGGUCAUGAACCACGAGCAGCAGUGUAUUCUGCCGGAGGAGUGUGUGUGUGAGGUGUCGGGGGUACUGUACUGGCCCGGUCAGCAGGUCAAAGUGGCCUGUGACAUCUGUGUGUGUGAGAGAGGCCGAGCACAGCACUGUCAACCCAACCCAGAGUGCUCAGUUCACUGCGGCUGGUCGUCCUGGUCUCUCUGGGGCGAGUGUUUGGGUCCAUGUGGAGUUCAGAGUGUCCAAUGGUCUUUCCGAAGCCCGAAUAAUCCCACAAAACACGGCAAUGGCCGACAGUGCCGCGGAAUUUACCGCAAGGCCCGGCGCUGUCAGACAGAGCCGUGCAGAGAGUGUGAAUAUCGUGGACACACAUAUGCGGUGGGCGAGCGCUGGAAAGGCGGUCAGUGCCUGCUGUGCCAGUGUUUGCCCAACUUCACAGUGCAGUGCGGCCCGUACUGCCCUUAUUCUGCCACUGGAUGCCCACAGGGUCAAACUCUGAUUCCAGGGGAAGGAGACAUGUGUUGCUAUUGUGAAGAGAAAGGUAAUAUCACCACUGUCGUGACGACUACACCAAUGGUCCUGCCAAUAACGGUUGGACCCUCCACACCACCAGAGGGCCCUCCGACUGUGCCAACGUACCCUCUGCCACCUGGAGAUGAGUGUUGGUCAGCUCUGGGAGUUCACUCGCUCCCCGCCACCAGCUUCAGCGCCUCGUCCCAUCAGCCCGGCCACCCUCCGUCAGCGGGACGUCUGCACGUUCGAGAGCUGCACAGCGACCUGCAGGGCUGGAGCCCGGAGCCGGAGCAGUACAGAGAGCUCCCGGCCGGGACCCCUGAUGAGGGGGGGCACUCCAGUGGCCCCUACCUGCAGAUCGACCUGCUCAGACGCUACAACAUCACAGGCUUGUUGACUCAGGGUGGCGGCGUGUUUGACACGUUUGUGUCCAGCUUCUAUCUGCAGUUCAGCAGCGAUGGCCGUCAGUGGUACACGUAUAAAGAGAUGAUCACAGACGCCAGACCUAAAGCAAAGGUGUUUCAGGGCAACAGUGAUGACCGCGGCGUAGCUCUGGCCCGCCUGGACCGGAUGGUGUCGGCUCGGUUUGUGCGGAUUCUGCCUCAUGACUUUCAGAAUGGAAUCUAUCUGAGAGUUGAGCUCAUGGGCUGCGCUGAUGAGCACGAGCAGUCCACACCUGCCCCGCCCCUGCGUCCCUGCAGAGAGAGAGAGUUCCUCUGCAGAAACGGCCGCUGUGUUCCUGCUGGUCCUCAGGGGGCGCUGUGUGACGGGCUCGACGACUGCGGGGACGGAACAGAUGAGGAGAACUGCGGAACUCAUCCGGCUCCCAGUGUGGUCUGCCCGUCAGGUCAGUUCUCCUGUCCUCCUCCAGGGGGCUGUAUUGAGGCGGAGCGUCGUUGUGAUGGAGUUCCUCACUGUCCCGAUGGAGCGGACGAAAGAGACUGUACACACACUAAUAUUACCCACAUCACCCCCACUGCCGCCCCGCUCAGGACGCCCAGCAAGACGCCUGUUACCACCACUGAAGCAGGACCUGGUCAGAGAGGUGUCUGCUCUUCUGCUCUGGGAUUGGAGGAUGGGCGUGUCCAUUAUGGUCAGCUGACCUCGUCCUCGUACAGAGAGAAUAAUCCUGCUGACGCGGGCCGUCUCAACGUCGUGCCCAACGUUAUGGUAAUGGAGCCAGGAUGGAGUCCGUUGCCUGGAGACCCUCAUCCAUACUUCCAGGUGGAUUUCCUGGAGCCCACAUGGAUCUCUGGUGUGGUGACGCAGGGCAGUGAACGCAUGUGGGGUUACCUCACCAAAUACAGGCUCGCUUUCGCUUUAGUUGACAGCCACUUCAUCAACUUCACUGAGACCGGAGACAGAGACUCUCCUCCGAAGGUAUUUGAGGUGAGGAUGGUCGGUCGGACGCCUGUCACACGCUGGUUGGACAGACUGGUCAGAGCUCGCUUUCUCCGGAUCAUUCCUGUAGAGUUUCGUCCCACUUUCUAUCUGCGUGUGGAAGUCCUGGGCUGUAGAGGAGAUGAGUUGGUCACACCCAGUAGUGAAGUGACCACAGCGCCACCUGGUGGACCAGGAUUACAGAACCACACGGGACCAACAGGACGUCCCGGUUACUAUAACUACACAUCUGGACCUCCAGGACUUCACACCAAGAGUCCACAGGAUGGCAGCCCAGGAGUGGCUCCGCCCUCCCGCAUCACAACACCGCCACCGGGCAUUCAUAUUUGUGACCACAGCCUUUCUUUUUUUCUAGACACAUCUACACCCUUUGAUGAUGGUUUACCCAGAGUUCUGUGUGUGAAAGGACAGUUUUCCUGCAGGACGUUCGGCUGUGUGGAAGCUGCGCUUGUGUGUGACGGCCGCAAGGACUGUCCCGACGGCUCCGAUGAAGAUCGCUGUGGCUCCGUCGCUCCUCUCCCAGGACCCGUAACCCCCUCUCAGCGCCCCCUGCUGCCCGAACGCUGCUCCUCCAAACAGUUCAGCUGCUGGAGCGGCGAGUGUGUGAGUUCGGAGAAGCGAUGUGACCUCCACAGAGACUGCGCCGACGGCUCGGAUGAGAGCGACUGCUUCGACUGUAUUCUGUCUCCCUGGACGUCCUGGAGUCAGUGCAGCGUGUCGUGUGGUCUGGGGUCGCUCUUCCGGCAGAGGAACAUCCUGAGAGACGCCCGUCCGGGCGGUUCCUGCGGCGGAGCUCAGUUCGACAGCCGGCCGUGUUUCCUGCAGGCCUGUCCGGUGGACGGUCAGUGGUCGGAGUGGACGCAGUGGUCAGGCUGUGACGUCCCGUGUGGAGGAGGACUGAUGGUGAGGAACAGAACCUGCUCCAACCCUCCGCCCAAGAACGGUGGGAGAGACUGUGACGGGAUGAGCAGACAAACACACGCGUGUCACAUGCAGUCCUGCGGGCCGCACACGGACACACAGAGCGGCUGCACCGGAGGAAUGAUCCUGCUGAACGAGUCCGACUGUUUGUCUGGGAUCAUCGACGCGUGUCCCGUGACCUGCUCUGACCUCCAUUCUGAGAGGAACUGCACCUUAAACUGCUCUGCAGGAUGUUAUUGUCCUCCUGGACUCUUCCUACAAGAUGGACGUUGUGUCGAUGCCAGUAAAUGUGAGUGUUUAUGGGAAGGUUCGGUCAUCCAGCCUGGACAGGAAGUCAGUACCAGCAGCUGCAGCUCAUGCAUGUGUAAAGAUGGGCGUGUCACUUGCGAUGACUCCAGCUGCGUCGCUCGCUGUGAUUGGUCGGCCUGGUCUUCAUGGACGUCAUGUGACAGCAGCUGUGGGACGGGAAUCCAGCACCGUUACAGAUCUCCUCUGAGUCCCAUGGGAGCGUCGAGGGUCGAGCCGUGUGACGGGGACUCCACCGAAGCCCGCCGCUGCUCCACGCCCUGCUCAGAGGGUCCUGACGGAGUGUCCUGGAGCGAGUGGACGCUGUGGUCCGAGUGCAGCAAGACCUGUUUCCAUCACGUGGACGCUGUGGGACUGAGGCGGCGCUUCAGGAGCUGUAAUCACACAGACGCCGGCGCCUCCUGUGGUGGAGACGUGGAAGAACACGAGCCGUGCAACAUGAUCCACUGCCCCGUGUCCGGCGGCUGGUCGUCCUGGUCCAGCUGGUCCGACUGUUCGUCCGAGUGUGACUCUGGAGUUCAGACGAGAGAGCGUUUCUGCAGUUCUCCUCCGCCGCUGUACGGAGGCCUCAUCUGCCCCGGGCCGCACGUCCAGACCCGCGACUGCAACGUCCAGCCCUGCUCUGGUGUGUGUCCGCAGGGCAUGACGUUCCUGUCGAAGGAUCAGUGCGAGGCUCAGGGCGGCGCGUGUCCCCGCGUGUGUCUGGACGCCAUGGCGGACGUGGAGUGUGCCACUGAGUGUUAUGAUGGAUGCUACUGUUCUCCUGGCUUCUACCUGUUCAAUAACACCUGUGUGCCGCUCCACCGCUGCCCCUGUUACCAUAAGGGGGCGCUGUACGCACAGGGCGACACUGUGCCUCAUGACAGCUGCAACAACUGCACGUGUGUUGAUGGAGAGAUGCGGUGUGGAACAGCGCCCUGCCCUGUGGAUUGUGGGUGGAGCGAGUGGACCGCCUGGAGCGCGUGCAGUCGGACAUGUGACGUGGGCAUCAGGCGGCGCUAUCGUUCAGGAACCAAUCCAGCGCCGGCGUUUGGUGGGCGUGCCUGCGAGGGCGACCGCAUCGGACUGGACACGUGCAGCAUUACACCUUGUUUCGGAGUGAAGGGCCCGUGGAGCCCGUGGUCCGAGUGUUCGGUUCCCUGCGGCGGCGGAUACAGGAACAGAACCAGAGGGCCGCUCAGGACUCACGGGACGCCUCAGCAGUUCAGCGCGUGUAACCUGCAGCCCUGCGGUAACGGAAGCGCUUGUACGAACGGUCAGGAGUGGGCCGCGUGUGUGAGAGAUGAGCUGCUGUGUUCGGAUUUGGGGUCGGACGUCCAGAGGGAUUCCAUCUGCCAUCCUGGCUGCCAGUGUCCUGAAGGGUCAGCCCUGCAGGAUGGCGAGUGUGUGUCUCUGUCGCUCUGUCACUGUCAUGUAGAUGGAGAGCAGCACAAACCCGGAGCGACAGUCACCAAAGACUGCCACAACUGCACGUGUGAAUCCGGAAAGCUGGUGAACUGUACGAGUGUGGAGUGUGACGUGGACGGCAGCUGGUCAUCUUGGACUCCGUGGGGCGUGUGUUCUGUGUCGUGUGGCGCCGGUCUUCAGUCGCGCUAUCGCUUCUGUUCCGACCCGGAGCGAGCUGGGAACGGACUUCCCUGCUUCGGGCCGGACCGAGAGGACAGAGUGUGUGCUUCAGCGCCCUGCAGCAGACACGGAGGCUGGAGUGGCUGGACGUCCUGGACCGACUGUACCAAGUCGUGUGGCGGGGGGGUGCGGAGCCGCAGGAGGGACUGUGAUCGGCCAAUCAGAGGGGGUGAUGGAGACUAUUGUGAAGGACUGGGAACUGAAGUCAUCGUGUGUAACACAGACCACUGUCCAGUGUCUUCAUGUUCACACGUGCCAGGAAGUGUGUUCAGUGCCUGUGGACCCUCAUGUCCGCGAUCAUGUGACGACCUCACUUGUGUGGAGAGAGACGAGUGUCCCUGUCUGGACCUGCACACAGGACGACGAGUCCGACCCGGAGACACCGUACGAUCUCCAGACGGCUGCAACAACUGCACCUGUGAGGGAGGGAAACUCACCUGCGGUGAACAUCCGUGUCCAGUGGACGGAGGCUGGUGCGAGUGGGCCGACUGGACGCCCUGUUCAAAGACCUGUGGAAUUGAGUGGGUGUCCCGCUACAGGAGCUGCGCCUGUCCUGAACCCAGAUCAGGAGGAGCGCCGUGUUCAGACCAGCAGGAGGAACGAGCCGGACUGGGAGUCCAGAUCCAGAGACAGCCGUGCCCAUCCGUCUCCUUCUGCCCCGUCCAUGGCUCCUGGGGCUCCUGGAGCUCAUGGUCGGACUGUGACGCGUGUGCCGGUGUGUCUGUCCGGCACAGGGAGUGUAACAGCCCUCCAGCGCGGUUCGGCGGUCUGUCCUGCCUCGGAGAGAGUCGGCAGAGCCGCGGCUGCCACGAUAACGUCACCGUCUGUUCAGACUGUGGAGGCGGACAGGGGGAGUGGCCCUGCGGGAAGCCCUGUCCUCGCUCCUGCUCCGACCUGCACGGAGACACGGAGUGCGUGGACGUGCCGGGAUGCAGCCGGACCUGCGGGUGUCCCGGAGACAUGCUGCUGCAGGACGGGGUGUGUGUGGACCGAGAGCUGUGUCGCUGUAAAUUUCACAACAUCAGCGCAGCUGGAAUAGACACUGGGAAUGUUUCCUGGGAGUGGCCAGGAACAUCAGACUGGCAGCAUGCAAAUCCAGGAGAGACCAUCAUCACUGACUGUCAUAACUGUACAUGUGAAGCAGGUGUCCUGAACUGUGACUCACUUCCUGGUUGCUCUGUCGACGGCAGCUGGAGCCAAUGGGCUCCCUGGUCAGAAUGCUCCGCCCACUGUGGAGGCGGGGUUAAGGUGCGAACACGUCUGUGUGAUAACCCCGCCCCUCAGAGCGGCGGCAGAGAGUGUGUGGGCUCCGGCCGACAGCAGAAAGUGUGUAACACUCACAACUGCUCAGAUUCUGGUCCUUGGUUCGACUGGUCAGCGUGGUCAACGUGCACCGUCAGCUGUGGUGGAGGGUCUCAGAGCCGUAGCCGCUCCUGCCGAACGCCACCCUGCUCGGGCAUGAGACGCCAGAGCAAGACCUGUAACACACAAGUGUGUCUGGAGGUGGGCUGUCCUCCUGGGCGUCUCUAUAGGGAGUGUGAGCGUGGUGAAGGGUGUCCGUUCAGCUGUUCUCAAGUCAGCGGUCAUGAGGGCUGUUACUCAGAGGGCUGUGAGGAGGGCUGCCACUGUCCACCCAACACCUUCCAGCACAACGGAUCCUGCCUUCAUGAAUGUCCAUGUCUUGUGGACACUGACUUCCUGACCUCUUUACAAAGUGUGUCGGUGACCCCUGAGUUGACCCCUGACCUCCAGAACAUCACUGUCGGAUCAGAGCUCAUGUCUGGAGAGGAGCUGAUGCAUGAAUGUAGUUCCUGCUCAUGUGAACAUGGACUGUGGAACUGUUCUUUGGUUCCAUGUCCCCGUGAUGGAGGUCUGUCUCCCUGGGGCCCCUGGGGUCCCUGUUCACUCAGCUGUGGGGGUCUCGGCCAGAAGAGUCGCAGCAGAAGCUGUAACCAGCCCAGUCCUGCUCACGGGGGCCGAGACUGUGAAGGGCCGCUGCUGGACACCGCCUACUGCCAGACACCCGACUGCCCACUGGUAACAGUUCCAACAGAGGAACCAUCUUUACCAGAUGAGGAUGCUGGGUUCUCCCAGUGGACAGUGUGGAGUCCAUGUUCCCGAACCUGCAACGAUCCGGUUUCUCCUGCUCUGAAGUUCCGUACGAGGGAGUGUGUUGAUGAUCGCUGCUCUGGAAAGAGCCAACAGGAGAGAGUUUGCAAUCUGCCUCAGUGUCCCGAUGGUGGCGUGUGUCAGGGGCCUGAAUGUGCGCACAGGAACUGCUCCUGGAUGAUGUGGGGUGAGUGGAGCUCCUGCUCUCGCUCCUGCGGCGUCGGUCAACAGCAGCGCGUCCGGACCUUCAUCGCCCCCGGCGUCAACGGGACCUGGUGUCAGGACAUCCUGGGCGGCAACGUGGAAAACCGCUUCUGUAGUAUUCGGGCCUGCCGCGUGGAUGGAGGCUGGUCUCGCUGGAGCCCGUGGUCCCGCUGUGAUAAAGCCUGUGGUGGUGGACGCUCCAUCAGAACCCGCUCGUGUUCCAGUCCUCCGCCCAAAAAUGGAGGCCGCAAGUGCACCGGAGAGAAGAACCAGGUCAAACCCUGCAACACCAAACCAUGUGAUGAUGGUGGGUGUCCUCCAGGGCAGGAGUUUGUGUCCUGUGCUAACGAGUGUCCACAGCGCUGCUCGGACCGUCAGCAGGGCAUCGAGUGCCAGACCAACACCGAAUGUCAGCCGGGCUGUCGCUGCCCGCGGGGUCAGCUGCUGCAGGACGGCAUGUGCGUUCAGGUGUGGCAGUGUGACUGUCUGGACGCGUCGGGUCAGAGCUGGGCCGCGGGCAGCACGCAUCAGGUGGACUGCAACAACUGCAGCUGCGCAGACGGAGAGCUCACCUGCACCAACCGCACCUGCGCAGGAGAGAACAGCUGCGCCUGGAGCUCCUGGUCCACCUGGGCCUCCUGCAGCUCCACCUGCGGACCGGGACAAAGGACGCGAUUCAGAUCUCUGGUUCCUGAGGGUGAUGGUGUAAACUGCCAGUUUGAGGAAGUCCAGCACAAACCAUGUGACCCCGGCCCGUGUCCCCCACUGUGUGUCCAUGACCAGCAGGAGCUGUCUGUCGGAGACACUUGGUUAGAAGGAGAAUGUAAACAAUGCACCUGCAUCCCUGAAGGAGAAUACUGCCAAGAUAUAGACUGUCGAGUGGACGGUGGAUGGACCCCAUGGUCUGUGUGGUCGGACUGUCCCGUGACGUGUGGAAAGGGUAAACAGAUCCGCACCCGCGCCUGUAUCAACCCUCCACCGCGAAACAACGGCACAGACUGCACUGGACCUGAGAGAGACACCCAGGACUGUCACGCUGCUCUCUGUCUUGAUGACCUUUGCCCCUGGUCCCCAUGGUCGCCCUGUUCGCGCAGCUGUGGCGCUGGUGUGAUCUCCAGACGACGGCAGUGUGUGUGUGAGGAAGACGGCGAUCAUGCGUGUCCUCCGGAGCUCCAGAAGGAUGGCGAGGAGACGCAACUGUGUUAUAAGAGACCCUGUCCAGCCUGUCCGAUGUCAGAAUGGAGCGUGUGGAGCGAUUGUUCCUGUGUGUCUCAGUAUCAGCAGCGCUAUCGUGCGCCGCUCGUUUCAGCCAGCAGUGGGCAGCGCUGCAGUGAUCUUGAGAGGCAGAACCGGCCCUGCACACCUGACAACUGCCAAGAUUGUGAGGAACCCUUCCUGUUCUCUGAAUGUGGAUCUCCGUGUGAGAAACACUGUGAUCUGUUGGGUCAAACACACACGUGCGCGUCCCGUCAGAACUGCACACCCGGCUGCUUCUGUCCUGAGGGUCUCCUGCAGCAGAACGGAUCAUGUGUCCGUCCGGAUCAGUGCGGAUGUGUCCACCUCCUUCAUCAGGGGUCAGACAGACCUGUGGCCGUCACUGUCCCGCAGGGGGCGCUGGUGACCGUGGGCUGCAGUACAUGUCUCUGUCACGACGGCUCUCUUCAGUGUGAUUUACGGGAAUGUGAAGUGAUGGUCAGUGAGUGGUCAGAAUGGACCUCUUGCUCUCCAUGUAUCCCAGCAUCCUCCUCUCUCUCCAGCGGGGACGCUUUCAGGUCUUGUGUCCGUUCAGCGGCGGUACCAGGGCCUGUCUGGAUGUGGACUCUGGGCUGCCGGUCAGCGGGAGAGAGGGCGAGUGUGAUGAAGAGCUGGAGGAAGAGAGAAUCUGUCCACAGCCUGACAUUUGCACCGGUGGGUCGCCAUAAUCUGUGUCACUGGAGCUCAUGGAGCGGCUGGAGUGUGUGUAAAGACCCCUGCAGCGGCGGAUACCGUCAGCGAGAGCGCCGACCUUUGACCUCUGACCGACCACACUGCAAGAACCUGCAGACGCAGUCUCAGAGCUGCAACACGGGCCUCUGUCCUGGUGAGCAUUGUGAGGACAGAGGGCGGGUCUAUAACGACUCCUGUGCCAAUCAGUGUCCUCGCAGCUGCGCUGACCUGUGGGAGCACGUCCAGUGUCUGCAGGGCACCUGUCAUCCAGGGUGCCGGUGUCCAGACGGCCGGCUGUUACAGGACGGAGGGUGUGUGCGAGUGGACGACUGUCGCUGUGGGGUUCCAGUGGAGAACGGGACGCUCGAGAUCCGACCCGGAGAGAACAUCACCGUCAGCUGCAACACCUGUGUGUGCGUCAAUGGCUCUCUGGCGUGUACGGAUCGGGUGUGUCCGGUCUACAGUCCGUGGGGAUCGUGGAGUGAGUGUUCGGUGUCAUGUGGGACGGGACAGAGGACACGCCGGCGGUCCUGCACACACACGACUGGAGGACCGUCCUGCACUGACACCCUCCAGAGUGAAAUCUGCUCGCCGUCGCCCUGUCCAGCCGGCUGCGUGGUGAGCGAGUGGUCAUCCUGGAGUGACUGCAGCGCCUCCUGUGGUGGAGGAGUGUCACUGCGCAGGAAGACGGUCCUACAGGAACCAGAGCCUGGGGGUCUGACCUGCCCCGGACCCCUCGAACAACACACCGCAUGCAACACUAACAACUGCCUGCCCGAUUGUCCUGCUGGUCAGGUGAUCAGCACGUGUGCGGGAUCGUGUCCGUACAGCUGUGAGGAUCUGUGGCCCGAGAAUCAGUGUGUGCCGGCGACCUGCAGUCCUGGGUGUAGCUGCCCGCCUGGAGCCGUGAUGCUCAACGGAACCUGUGUUCCUCAGUCCCAGUGUCCUUGUUCUGUCGUCUCGCUCCUGUCGGUGUCUCCCAACGUUACCCUGGACCUCCAAGAACAGGAAGUUCCUGCCGGAACUGUCAUACCAAACUCGUGCAACUCAUGUGUCUGUGACGGUGGGCUCUUUACCUGCACUAACGAGUCAUGUGACGUGGACUGUGAAUGGAGCAGCUGGUCAGCGUGGAGCUCUUGUUCCGCGUCCUGCGGCUCUGGACAGCAGUUCUCCAGUCGGACGAUACGGCGCCAGCGUCAGUACAGAGGACAGGAGUGUGAGGGGCCGUCACACACGUCACGAGUCUGCAGGGGCCCCGAAUGUGAGUGUCCGAAGGGUGAGCGUUGGCUCUGGAGUGUGUCCGGGUCCGAGCGAGUGUGUGAGAGGGGGUGUGUGGACCUCUACAGGCCUGAACCGCUCAACUGCACGGGCCCCGGGGCCACGGAGGGCUGCGUGUGUGAGGAGGGCCGAUAUCGGAGCCUGGAGGGCCGGUGUGUGAUUCCAGCGCUCUGUCAGUGUGAAGAGGAAGACGGGACGCUUCGAGAGCCGGGGUCCGAGUGGGUGGACGGCUGUCAGUCAUGUCGCUGUAUCAAUGGCCAGAAACACUGUCAAUCAAGCUGUCCUCCACUGCAUUGCUCUGAGGGUGAAGUGAAGGUGCUGGAAGCGGAGGACUGCUGCCCUGUGUGCCGGAGAGAGUAUCCAGAGGAUCCUGUUGCCGAGUGCCGUCGUUACACUGAGGUCAGGAACAUCACCAAGGGCGACUGUCGCCUGGACAACGUGGAGGUCAGCUUCUGCAGAGGGCGCUGUUUAUCCAGGACCGAUGUCAUUCUGGAGGAGCCGUACCUGCAGGCCUUCUGCGACUGUUGCAGUUACAGGCUGGACCCGCAGAACCCCGUGAUCUUCCUCAGCUUGCAGUGUGCCAGCGGAGACGUCGAGCCUGUCGUUCUGCCCGUCAUUCACAGCUGCGAGUGUACCAGCUGCCAGGGUGGGUAA